Mixia osmundae IAM 14324 is the source of this 1308-nucleotide messenger RNA. RefSeq lists its product as uncharacterized. Gene Ontology annotation, cellular component: membrane. The record is from RefSeq and is a predicted model, not a curated record. Gene Ontology annotation, molecular function: transmembrane transporter activity. Bases 1 to 1308 code for a protein of 435 amino acids. Gene Ontology annotation, biological process: transmembrane transport. The transcript has 3 exons. Lineage: Eukaryota; Fungi; Basidiomycota; Mixiomycetes; Mixiales; Mixiaceae.
AUGUCGAGAAACGAUCCCCAGCUCGCUCUCCAUGAGCUGCCCAAGUUCAACCCUGACCUCAGUGACCGACCCAAGGAUACGCCUGAACUUGACACCAAGCACAGCAGCGGCGGUAUCGAGCAGGAACAGGACUGUGACAGCAAAUCCCUGGCAUCCGCUCGCGGUCCCAGCUAUGGCGCCACCGGCCACGACGGGCUGGCAACAGGCUUGAAGCAUGCUGUCAUUGACGGCAGGACCGUUCAGCGUCCCAAGGUCGUCUUCAACCAGGGGAUGGGCACGUUCUUUAGCACUCUCUUGAUCCGACUACGCUCGAUUUUCACUUUGCGAUUCAUCGCUGUACUCGUUGGCGGUCAAGUCCUUUCGCUCUGUAUCACCUCUACUUCGACCGCCACCACCGAGCUCGCCCUCAAUGGCUGGGUCAAUCUGCCUCUGACGCAGAAUCUCUUCAACUACGUCUUGAUCAACCUGAUCUACACGAGCUAUACGAUCUACAAGUACGGCAUUGUGGCAUGGCUCAAGAUGAUCAAGACAGAUGGAUGGAAGUACUGUCUGCUUGCUGUCUUUGACGUCGAGGGCAACUACAGUGUCGUCAAAGCGUACCAGUACACCGAUUUGCUAUCUGCUUCCUUGCUCGAUGCUUGGGCCACGCCAGUCGCAAUGGUCGCGUGCUACUUCCUCGUCAAGGCUCGCUAUCAUUGGUCACAGAUCCUCGGCGUGCUCGUCUGUAUCGCUGGCCUCGGACUGCUCGUCGCGAGUGACACUAUCACCGGGAAGAACUAUCAGGCGACCAACAAAGGUCUGGGCGAUGGCCUCAUGAUCAUCGGCGCAUCAUGCUACGGUAUAUCGAACGCACUCGAAGAAAAGUUCAUCCGCGGGCGUCCGCUUUACGAAGUCGUCGGACAACUCGGCUUCUGGGCUACAUUGAUCUGCGGUAUCCAAGCGGCAGGCGUGGAGCAUAGCGCCAUGCCCGAAGCAGUCUGGAACGGGACCACUGUCGGCUACUUGCUCCUUUACACCUUUUCGCUGACGAUCCUGUACACAUGCGCGCCCCUGCUCUUUAGAUAUGCCUCCGCGCCUUUCUACAAUAUCUCCUUGUUGACCAGCGAUUUUUAUCUGCUCUGCAUCGGCAUCACCGUCUUUCAUUACUACAUCUAUUGGCUGUAUAUUCCUGCCUUUAUCCUCGUCAUCGUCGGACUCGUCAUCUAUUUCUCCGUCUCGCCACCGGAAUCGCAAGGCGAGAAUGACAUACAGACUAGAGGCAAACAAGCUGUCAAGGACGAAAAGCGUGACUCUGCCGAGCUAGCAUGA